AAAGCCGUUUUGCGGCUGCGCAGUGGGAUUGCUGUAGUGUCACGUCGCCAUGGCGAGCCGAAAAGCUUCGCAGCCUAACAGAGAGACCGCAGACAAGUACUCCGUCCUGUUGCCCACAUACAACGAGAGAGAAAACCUCCCUCUGAUCGUGUGGCUCCUGGUGAAAUACUUCGGAGAAAGUGGCUACAACUAUGAGAUCAUCGUUAUUGACGACGGAAGCCCAGAUGGGACACUGGAGGUGGCCGAGCAGCUGCAGAAAAUUUAUGGCGGCGAUAGAAUACUGCUGCGACCGAGAGCGAAGAAACUAGGUCUCGGCACCGCCUACAUCCAUGGCAUGAAGCAUGCUACUGGGAACUUCAUCAUCAUUAUGGAUGCAGAUCUUUCCCACCAUCCCAAGUUUAUCCCUCAGUUUAUUGAGAAGCAAAAGGAGGGGGAUUAUGAUCUAGUGUCCGGCACGCGAUACCAGGGGAGCGGAGGCGUUUACGGCUGGGACCUGCGCAGGAAACUCAUCAGUCGAGGGGCCAACUUCUUGACGCAGGUGUUGUUGAGACCCGGCGCUUCAGACCUCACAGGAAGCUUCAGGUUAUACAAGAAAAAGGUUUUGGAGAGUCUGGUGGAACGGUGUGUGUCCAAAGGCUACGUCUUUCAGAUGGAGAUGAUCGUCCGAGCCAGACAGCUCAACUACACAAUCGGAGAGGUGCCCAUUUCCUUUGUGGAUCGAGUUUACGGAGAGUCCAAACUCGGAGGGAAUGAAAUAAUUUCAUUUGUGAAAGGACUGCUUACACUCUUCGCCACGACGUGAUCGGCGCCGUGUCCCCCCCGCAGACGCUUUCUCCACGUUGCCGUGGUUACACAGUGACAUGACGACAAACGAGAAAGCAGAUGUCUGUCCAUGUUAGGCAUUUGAUUCAAGAUGUUGUCCUGUGUAGCCCUAAGAACAGCGAAGGAAGACAAAGCUUUACAUUCCCAUCAUCCCUUGGAGUCUGCACCGGCCUCUCCUCAUUCCCGUCUCUGAAUGUGUACGAUGCUUACAUGAACAGGUUCACUGAUUGGGUAUUGUUUGUAUAAAAUUAAACGUUUAUAUCCCUGCCACUG
Molecule: messenger RNA, 1095 nt
Organism: Fundulus heteroclitus (mummichog)
Lineage: Eukaryota; Metazoa; Chordata; Actinopteri; Cyprinodontiformes; Fundulidae
Gene: dpm1
Product: dolichyl-phosphate mannosyltransferase subunit 1, catalytic
Exons: 9
Coding region: 50-802 (250 amino acids)
Biological process (GO): GPI anchor biosynthetic process; protein O-linked glycosylation via mannose
Cellular component (GO): endoplasmic reticulum membrane
Molecular function (GO): dolichyl-phosphate beta-D-mannosyltransferase activity
Source: RefSeq, a predicted model, not a curated record